AACAAUUCCGAUUCCUGUCCACUUCAUAUACUGGUUUAAAUGGCUUUUAUUUUGAAAUCCCUUACUGGUCUUCCAUUUUGUGUAUUGGUGCUGUGUUCACACUAUGGAGUGGAAAAGCUACAUAAACACGGUUACAAACAGAAGAUGAGUUCUCAACAUCUUUCCAGAGCUGCGUUGCCUCCCUCUGGUUCUGGACAAGGUCAGACAUCUUCCAGCAGAAACGUUACUGGUCUAGGGAUGCAAUCAGGUGGUGAUGACAACAGUCGUGAAGUGGAUCACUCUCAGGACCCUACACCUGGCAGCAGUACAUGUGGAUCAGCACCAUUUCGUGAUGACAAGCAGGAAACUGUGGUGGUUAGGCCCUAUCCACAGGUCCAAGCCCUCAGUCAAUCUCCAGCUCUGCCCCAGCAUGUGCCUAUCCAACCCAGCCCUCCUGUCACUGGGUCUAACCCAUCAGUUCAUCUGUCGCAUGGCCAGCAGACAGGCAUUGGGGAUGGCUCCGUAAAGGCUGCCCUAAAGUCACCCAUGCCCAGUCGUCUUAUAGCUCCUGCUCCUGCAGUCAGCCAGGGGCAUGUUCCUGUUCAAGCCAAAGUGUCUGGCCAUAUUACCGUUCCUCUGGAAAGCAGCAUUGCUCCAGCUUCUAUUCCAGUGGCAACCAUCAGUGGUCAGCAGGGGCAGAGUAAUCUACAUCACCUAAUGGCGACUAACGUGCAGAUCAUCAGGAGCAGUGCACCUGCACUACAGAUCGGAUCUCCAGCUCCUCCUCCUCACUCAUUCACCUCCCACCUACCCAGAGGUGCCGCCGCUGCAGCUGUCAUGUCCAGUACUAAAGGCCCUACUGUUCUCAGACCAGCUGGAGGAGGAAACACAGGCCCUUGCCAACCUGCAGCUGUGCAGCACAUCAUACAUCAGCCUAUUCAGUCUCGAUCUUUGGUGACCACAUCUACGGCUGUUCUACCCACAAUGGUGGCUCCUAUUCCAGCUGCCAGAACACAGUCUCUAGUCAGCAGCACACCUGUGACACACACUGCAGAGAUGGUUCAUGGGCGACCAGUGACUAUUCACCCUCCACCAACCACCAUAAACAUUCAGCGUCCACCAAUCCAACGGGACACUGCCACUCGCAUCACACUGCCCUCCUAUCCAGCUGUUGGAGCCCAGAAAGCCCAAGCCCCUCACACCGUCACACAAAAGCCAAUUUUCAACACUGUGAGCCCUGUUGCUGCUGCUACAGUAGCUCCUAUCUUAGCUGCCAACACUGUUCCAUCAGCCACCACUACAGGGUCUGCACCACACACCCAAAUGGCCAGUAGCACUAUUGUCACCAUGACAAUGGCCUCUCACUCCUCUCAUGCUACAGCCGUGACCACAUCUGCUAUUCCUGUUGCUAAAGUAGUUCCACAGCCAAUUGCCCACACAUCCCCACGUAUCCAGCCAGAGUACCCAGGAGAGAGAACUAACUUGAUUCCCAUCUCAGGUCAUCGUUCCUCUCCAAAUCCUGUCACUAUGGAGGCCCGAAGUGAUAACAGGCCAUCAGUGCCAGUACAGUUUCAGUACUUCUUACCAACAUACCCCUCAUCACCGUAUCCUCUGACCCACACCUACACCCCCAUCACCAGCUCUGUGUCCACUAUCCGCCCUUACCCAGUUACAGCUCAGGCUCAAAGCUCAACCCUUCAAACCCAGGCUGGUGUGGGUGUGGCCACCACUGUCCACUUGAAUCCCAUGCAGCUGAUGGCAGUGGAUCGCAUUGGCCUGCAAUCUGCUCAGAUCAGCACCCAGAACAUCCAGCCAGCCUCUAUGACCGCUCAGGGCAUUCAGCCUGCACCAAUUGGAGUCCAGGGGCUGCAUGCAACUGCACCAAUCAGCACACAGAGCGUGCAGCAGGCUCCGGUUGCCACACAGCAGCCACAAUCAGAAACAAAGCUAUCAGGUGUAGUUCUGGCUGAAAGCACUUCUUUUGUCACUAAUCCAGUUGGGAGCACUUUCAGUGGCACACAGCCUGUCACUACGGUGGUGCAGACACACUCUCAGGGGAUGGCCACUGGUGCAUCCACACUUGUCUCCUCCCCUCGACCCAGCAUCCUUCGCAAGAAACCUGUGAACGAAGGGGCGGUGCGUAAAAGUCUGAUUCCAGCACAGCCAAGCGACCCUAACGCUAGCCGAGUGGAUAGUGGGAUAAGGCUAUCAGGAUCGCCUCGCCCAGCAGGAGUGAAGCCCAAAUCUGAUGUUCAUGUUGCUAUGGCGCCCCCAGUCGUGGCUGCUGUGGAAGCUCUGCCCAGUCUUGGAGGAGAGCAGCAGAAUCUCUCCAAUCCUGCCCAGCAUCUUUCACAGACCACUGCUAAUCUUCUAGUUCCACCAGUCCCUAUGCCCCCCUCUCAACCCACGGCAGUUCUCUCUGCCCUGCCUGCAGCCAUGGCUAUCACUCCUCCAGUGCCUGCGUCCAUGGCCAAUGCCUCUCCCACCCAGCCGGCGGCCAGCAGCACUGCAUCCCUGAGCUCCACCCUUUCAGAAGUUAAAGUCAAACAGGAAACAGAACCAAUGGACACCUCACAGCCAGUGCUCCUGGCUCCAUCCUCGACUGGUCAACCUCAAGCACUCUCCUCCCAGGCCUCCUCCCUCUCUGUACCUGCCCAACCCGGAGACCUCCUGCCCGGGGCCUCCCCAAGGAAGAAACCCCGCAAACAGCAGCACGUCAUCUCCACUGAGGAGACAGAGAUGAUGGCGACCAACAGCACAGAUGAGGAGAGAGCUAGCAGCAGAGGUGCAGGAAACAGACCUGACAGACGCGAGUCUCCACCCAGGGAAUAUGUUGAUGAGGAAGGUGUUCGGUACGUGCCGGUUCGUCCCAGACCUCCCCUCACUCUGCUGCGUCAGUACCGUAACCCAUGGAAAGCUGCCUAUCACCACUUCCAGAGGUACAGUGACAUCAAAGUUAAAGAGGAGAGGAAAGGAAGCCUUCACGAAAUGGCCAAUCAGAGGGGAGUUGCAUGUCGUGCUCAGGGCUGGAAGGUGCACCUGUGUGCUGCACAGCUGCUGCAGCUGACUAAUUUAGAGCAUGACGUGUACAGCCGACUGACAACCCUGCAGGAGGGGCUCAUCCCAAAGAAGAGAGCUGGAACGGAUGAUGACCUGCACCGCAUCAAUGAGCUCAUACAGGGAAACAUGCAGCGCUGCAAGCUCGUAAUGGAUCAGGUGACUGAAGCUCGAGACACCAUGAUGAAAGUGCUAGACCACAAGGAUAGAGUCCUCAAGCUGCUCAACAAAAAUGGAACCCCCAAGAAAAGCUCCAAGUUAAAGCGCAAGGAACGGGCAUAAAUGCUGUAUGGUCUCAUAGAUCUUUUUAGUGGAGUAAAAUACAGGAAUGCUUUUCAAAGGCUGGACCUGUCAUUGUUUAACAGGUUGCUUUGCACAAUCAUCUACUUUCUUUAACAGUCUUGAAGACAAAGAAAGGCGGUCGUAAACCAUAAAAGCAUUUUUACAGGAGCUGCUGCUUACUGUGGACUGUCCAGUGGAUUUGAGGCAGCUAGGUUAACAUAUUUUUUUAACACCAAAUGUAAAAAACAUUUUUAAAGACACAUGUUCCUUUUCUGUUUAGUUGUAUAUAGCCAAAAUAUUGCUGUAGUGAACUUUAAAGAUUAGAAUAGCUAAAGUUUCUCUUCCCAUCCAUUUUUCAUGUUUUGGUGCCUUGAAAGGUUGGUCAAACUUUGAUAUUUUGUGUUUAGAUAAAAGGCCCCGGAUUAGUAAACAAAUUAAGCCCGCUGUGAACAUAACAUGGUAGCAGUCUACACGGUAACAAUAUUCUAUCCUGUUAUGAUGACGUGUAACCAAUUUCUUUAUUCAUUCAACUCAAUGGUCAGGCGUUAAAGAAUGACAUGAUAGUACAGAGUGAUGAAAUGUGUACUUUUAAAAAUCAGCAAAAUUAUGUAAUAAGAAUGUGUAAAUUGUUAUAUUGUUUCUGUGGUGAUGGAAGUGAUGUGGUUUUCAGUCUUUUAUGCUGUUUUACAGACUGUACGUGAAUGUUGUUCUAAGUUUAAAUAAUAAUUGGGUUCUUUUGUACAUCUGAUUCUUCAUUCAUUUUUGUGCAUGUACACUAUUAUAUGCUAUUGCAGUAAAACUGGAUAAACAUACAAAGCAUUUUGUUUAGUGCAUGGAU
Molecule: messenger RNA, 4156 nt
Organism: Triplophysa rosa
Lineage: Eukaryota; Metazoa; Chordata; Actinopteri; Cypriniformes; Nemacheilidae
Gene: sap130a
Product: Sin3A-associated protein a
Exons: 21
Coding region: 40-3318 (1092 amino acids)
Biological process (GO): negative regulation of transcription by RNA polymerase II
Cellular component (GO): Sin3-type complex
Source: RefSeq, a predicted model, not a curated record